UGUCAACAUUCAGUACGAUCAGACUCAUUAGGUUAAUUUUAGUUUUACAAAAAGAUAAUUUAGUUUUAUUUUUCCAAAGUACAACAAUCAAAAUUAAUUUAACAAAAUGACAACGCUUAAACAAGUUCCUCUUACAUGCGGUGGCCACACGAGACCAGUCGUGCAUUUGGAUUUUAGUGACGUUACAAAAGACGGAUAUUAUUUGAUUUCUGCCUGCAAAGAUGGCAAGCCUAUGUUACGACAAGGUGAAACUGGUGACUGGAUUGGAACAUUUGAAGGUCACAAGGGUGCUGUUUGGGGUGUGGCACUUACACAAAAUGCAAACUUGGCUGCUAGUGGGGCAGCCGAUUUUACAGCAAAAUUGUGGGAUGCUCGAUAUGGUGAUAUGGUCCACACUUUUGAACAUGAACACAUUGUGAAAAGUGUUAAUUUCAAUGCCGAUGACACAUUGUUGGUGACUGCUAGCAAUGAGAAACUUAUACGAGUUUUUGACCUCAACAAGCUUGAAGCUGGACCAAUCGAAAAAAUAAACGGACAUACAAGUAGCAUAAGACACGCAGUGUUCCUGAAUAACUCUCGCAUCGUGAGUGUCAGUGAUGACAAUACUAUGCGCGUUUGGGAUCGUAACAGUGGAGAAGAAGUCCAAAAGGUUGAAUUCCAGUCGGUCCCUAAUAGUCUAGAGUUGUCCAGGGAUGGAGCCAUAUUGACUGUUGCACACGGUACAAACGUAUCGUUUUAUACGUCGGACACGAUGCGCAAGCUACGCGAGUUCCCCGUGCCAACGAAGUGCUACUCGGCAUCGCUGGCUCCGAGCCGGGCGACCUUCGUGUGCGGCGGAGACGAUCUAAAAGUCUACAAAUAUGACUACAAUACUGGAACUGAACUGGAGUCGAACCGGGGCCACUUCGGUCCAGUGCACUGCGUGCGAUGGUCCCCGGACGGAGAGCUGUACGCGUCCGGCUCGGAGGACGGCACGGUGCGGCUGUGGCAGGCGGUGCCGGGCCGCGCCUACGGGCUGUGGCGCCGCGCCAACGAGACCGCGCCCCUCGCUAACGGGUACAAGGAGGUGCCGGCCAACUGACACGCGUGCCAACCCUCCACUAGCCAGGGCUACAUGUGAUCAGCAGUGCAAUCAAAAUUGUGCAUUUGGUGAAGUAAAAACAGUGUGUUGUUUUAGUCACCAAAGCAUGUGUAACGGACUUGUGAAGAUAUAAGUAACGUGAACAAAUCAAGACUUUACAAACUGUUCGUAACAUUUUAAACUGUGUUUGUGUUGUUUAUUUUAUUGCAACACUUGUUUUUUAUACUCAAACUUAUGUAUUUAUUGUAAAAAGGAAACUAAAUAGACUUGAUAUGCAACAAAUAAAGUGAUUUGUAAAUAUG
Molecule: messenger RNA, 1383 nt
Organism: Bombyx mandarina (wild silkworm)
Lineage: Eukaryota; Metazoa; Arthropoda; Insecta; Lepidoptera; Bombycidae
Gene: wmd
Product: serine-threonine kinase receptor-associated protein wmd
Biological process (GO): spliceosomal snRNP assembly
Cellular component (GO): SMN complex
Molecular function (GO): RNA binding; protein binding
Source: RefSeq, a predicted model, not a curated record